Messenger RNA from Notodromas monacha, 2364 nucleotides. The record is from the annotation of a GenBank genome assembly. Lineage: Eukaryota; Metazoa; Arthropoda; Ostracoda; Podocopida; Cyprididae.
AUGUUGUCAUCAUAUCCCUUACCAACAACAAAACAAGUGACAUUUUCCCCGAUCUUCCCGCGACUUUCGGACACGUUAUUCCCGAUGACGGGUCGACAUGCAAUAGUCAGUCCCCCGGAUGGGUGUGAUGAGCUGGAACCUGCCCCAAUCGAAGAUGUCGGUUUCAAUCCCGGCAAAAAUUGGAUCGCAGUUAUUAGGAAAGGUGGCUGCGACUUCAAAACCAAAGUUCUUAAUGCUAAGAAUGCCAACUAUUCCGCUGCAAUUAUCUACAACGUGGGAUCAAAUCGUUUAGAAUUGAUGCGUUGCCAGGGAGUAGGGUGCAGUGACCUUAUUCCGUCCAUGUUCAUCGGUGCGGAUGAUGGCAUGCUACUCCAGCGGUAUGAAUCCACUGAAUUUCUGGUGUACCUGACGGACGAGUUGCCGUUCGACUUGAACAAAUACCUACUCCCUUUCGCCAUCGUUGUCGGCGUAUGUUUUUUCAUACUACUCGUUUUCAUGGUCUACAAGUGUGUGAGGGAUAGCAGGCGAGCCCGUCGGCAUCGCAUGCCAUCACGCUCACUAAAAAAGAUACCACUGGUGAAGUUCAAGAAGGGUGAUCCCUACGACAUUUGUGCCAUAUGCUUAGAUGAGUACAUCGACGGCGAGAAGCUGCGUGUUUUGAAUUGUUCUCAUGCAUUUCACUCGAAAUGCGUGGACCCGUGGUUGACGAAAAACCGUCGGGUGUGUCCCAUUUGCAAACGGAAAGUAUUUGCCAGUGACGAACGUCAUCGUCCCGCGGAUUCUUCGUCCGACGAAGACGACGACGGCAGUUCUCGUCGGUCGACGUCGCAGCCGUUGCUUGUUCCGCCGAGGUCGAGUGAGGAGGAGAGUGCGCCCUUGUUGGCCCAAGGUCCUGUGUCGAAUGAACAGCCGGCCAGGGUCAACCGGUUUUUGUCCUUCUUUCGACGGGCUCCGAUGACCUCUCAAGGCUCUUCCUAUGGGACAGUGGGAGCUCAGGGCGGUAAGCAUUUUUUUUCCGGGUUCUUCGAUAUGACCUUUGAUAUGAACGAUUGGAAUCCAGUAAACCUACAAACUUUUUUUUUAAUGCGAGUUUCUUUUCGUGGGUACGAGGCCCCCGAAAAAUCCCACAGGUACAGGACUGUACUUGCGAGGGAAUUUUUUUUACAUUUCGAAUAUAAGCUUGAGAAACAUUCAUUACAGCGUAAGAAAGAACGAGGUAAACCUGAACAUGGUGGACUGUUCCUAAAAAGAAAAGAAAAAAAUCGUUCCAAAAACUGUGAUACUGUUGAACCUCUCAAGUUCAUUGACCCACGGAGAGGCUUCGAGUUGAGGAAACGAAUAUUUUUGUUGAGACAGAGGAAGAUAAAUUGCAGGAAAUUGUGUUCGGUGAUAUUCUGCCCUUAAAUUGCUUCUGAAAUGAAUUAACAGGAUGUAAAACUUGGGGGCAAGGGUUCAUUUGACCAAUUAGUCUUUCCCUGUCUUUCUCUUCAAGUUACAUUUUAAUCGCAAGUUUCUUUAAAAUAAUAUGUGUCCAUAAAAUAAUAGCCAAAAGGUUUACAGAAAAUGUUGGUUGUUAAGGCGUGAGGGGAAAAGCCUUUUGGGUCAGAGAAGUUUUCAAUGCACUAUUUCUAAGGGAAUUCGGACAGGGACUUGAAAAAAAAAUUUGACUGGGAGGUUCGAGUAAUCGAGGUUAAACUCUAGCUGAAAAUGCGGAUCUAGACUCAACUUGCAGUUCGAGGUGAGUGUUGAAUGUGCACGCGAAAUAAAUACAAUACAUCACCGUCUUUCUGCUGUUAGGCGUGUCUUAUUUUCUGUCUAACGAGGACCUAGUCGCCUUUUUAAAUUCCCCUUUUAUGCUCGGAACGACAUGGCUAAAUGUUUCAUUUAUCGUCCCCAGCGCCGCAAGUUGCGACGAGCGAGCACUCAAUCAACGCUGGAGACGAUCGAUCAAUUGUCGUAUAGCUCCGUGGACGUAUGUAUGAUUUGCUUGUUUAUGAGGGCAUUCCGAAUUCAAUGAUGAAAUGCCCGAAUUUUUGUUAUAAAACGCUCCCCAACAUCAUAUUCGGAAACUAUGAGAUUUUUUUUCAACUCAUUUGAAUGCUAGCUUGGUUUUACCCUAAAUUUUUAUGAAUUCGUUGAGACUGUGAUGAAAUUGUUUUGGAAAAAAAAUGCUUGUUUCGGCUAAUUCUCGGCGACCGUGAAAUUGGAGUGAUGUGCGGCUGUUUUCAUGACUGGUGCGGGACUCGAGAUCUGGACUGGAAAUCUCCCUUCAUUGUUGUCCAUUGCGUAAUACGGUGUUCCGAGCUGUGCAUUGUCUUGAUCCUGAAGCAAAUGCAUCACAAUGUCAUUCGUUUCCUGGAUGAA